Fusarium odoratissimum NRRL 54006 is the source of this 732-nucleotide messenger RNA. RefSeq lists its product as uncharacterized. Bases 1 to 732 code for a protein of 243 amino acids. Gene Ontology annotation, biological process: regulation of DNA-templated transcription. The record is from RefSeq and is a predicted model, not a curated record. Lineage: Eukaryota; Fungi; Ascomycota; Sordariomycetes; Hypocreales; Nectriaceae. The transcript has 3 exons. Gene Ontology annotation, molecular function: DNA-binding transcription factor activity.
AUGCCCAUGACACAAUCUGCCUAUGCCCAUCCGACCUCCUUACGCGCUCUGAUCAAGCCCGAAGAAGACUGGACCAAGAUAUCAGAUUUUGGCAAGCGGAGGAGGAUGCAGAACCGCCUUGCUCAGCGCAAGUACCGAAAUAAAGUCAAGCGCCUUGCUGGUUCCUCUGACGAUGUAGAGGCUGACAAGCCCCGUCAAAAGCCAACCAAAUGCAAGCGCCGUUCCUCAGCAUCUCGCAGUAGGAAACCACGCUCUACAGGUCCCAGAAUACCUGGCGUCUCUCAGCAUCAAUUCAAUUCGCCUGUGAAGCCUACUGGCGAGCCUGGCUUUCCCGACACCUACGACGACCAAAUCAGCUCCAACGAACAAUUCCGCUUGGGUUGCCCUGUCAAUCCUGCUUCCAUUGAGAUUCCCCUUCCUCUCUAUGACUUUACUCAGCCCGACAUAGACAUUGUAACCGCUGGUGAAUAUGCUGCCAGCACAAUGUCCUCCACAGUGCCCAUGCCACCUUCUCUUGCAACACACUUUAGCGACUCCAUCAAUUCAGAGACGUACCCCAGCAGCGAUGGAUUCAACCCGUACAUGGCCUACAGUAACAUGACUCCUAUGGAACUCAAUUAUCUCAGCCUAUACGACCAGCUCUAUCUUCAUACUCCAUCCCCGUUCUAUUCUUCGGAUCAAUCUGUCGAUAUCUUACAGGCUGGUCUCGACUGUCCAAUCACGCACAACUAG